AUGGUUGAAAGAGAGGAUGUGCCGAAAGAUUUUAUCAAGCUCAAGUCUGAAAAGCUGUCUGUAGAUGAAGUGUCAGAACUGGUCAUUUCACCAUGCUGUGGGGCAGUGUCUCUUUUCAUUGGUACUACGAGAAAUAAUUUUGAAGGGAAAAAAGUGAUUCGCUUAGAGUAUGAAGCAUAUGCUUCAAUGGCAGAGAUGGAAAUAAAGAAAAUCUGCAGAGAUGUUAGACAGAGGUGGCCAUCAGUCAAACAUAUUGCAAUGCAUCAUAGACUUGGCGUGGUUCCAGUAACAGAGGCAAGUGUAAUUAUUGCAAUCUCGUCUCCACACAGAGCAGAAUCCCUUGAAGCUGUAACACAUUGCAUCAACACUUUAAAAGCAUUUGUCCCAAUAUGGAAAAAGGAGAUUUAUGAGGACGAGUAUUCUUGGAAGGAAAACAAGGAAUGCUUUUGGACAAAUUCAGAAAAAUAACUGUACUCUUUUAUAAAUAAAGUGUUACUGCUCCUAAUGA
Lagopus leucura (white-tailed ptarmigan) is the source of this 508-nucleotide messenger RNA. Its product is annotated as molybdopterin synthase catalytic subunit. The record is from RefSeq and is a predicted model, not a curated record. Lineage: Eukaryota; Metazoa; Chordata; Aves; Galliformes; Phasianidae. Bases 1 to 468 code for a protein of 155 amino acids. Gene Ontology annotation, biological process: Mo-molybdopterin cofactor biosynthetic process. Gene Ontology annotation, molecular function: molybdopterin synthase activity. Gene Ontology annotation, cellular component: cytosol. The transcript has 4 exons.